CGAUUGCUACAAAUUGCUACAGUGGCCCCGGGUAUCGCUACAAGUGUCCGGCGCUUCAAUCUCAGAUCUCAGCACAGACAGGCCACCAUCACUGUUACCGUUCCCCAGGACACAAACCUGUUGCAAAUCCCUCCUGCCCACCUUACUCUCCCUUGUGCUCCCUUUCGCCUGUUUAUUUUAUUGUUGUUAAUUUCGGUGGAGUGUUAUCCCUUCUGUAGAAGUCGCUUUCCAGAAUGCCAGCUGACACCAUGGAGAAACCUUCUAUUUCCCCCACGGUUGGCUCAUCAGCAAACUCCCCGCAAACUCCGGAUAAACCUAAAAGUGCAAGUGAGAACAGAAAGUCUUCCAAACCCAUCAUGGAAAAGCGGCGCAGAGCAAGAAUCAACGAGAGUUUAAGUCAACUUAAAACCCUGAUCCUGGAUGCACUGAAAAAAGAUAGUUCCAGGCAUUCCAAAUUGGAGAAAGCUGACAUCCUGGAAAUGACAGUGAAACACCUUCGAAAUCUUCAACGCGUACAAAUGACCGCAGCGUUAACUGCGGAUCCAACGGUCUUCGGUAAAUACCGAGCGGGAUUUAACGAGUGUAUGAACGAAGUGACUCGCUUCCUGUCUACCUGUGAAGGGGUUAACACCGAUGUCCGCACCCGGCUCCUCAGUCACUUGUCCAGUUGCCUGGGACACAUGGUGGCCAUGAAUUACUCGCAGGCUCCGGCCAACGUUGCCUCGGUGCCGGGAGCUCACCUGAACCAGCCCCUCCACGUCCAGCUCCCGGCUACAGUCCCGGCUGGCGGCGGGGUCAGCGUGCCGUGCAAACUGAGUCCGGCCGAGGCCGCCUCCCCCAAGGUCUACGGUGGCUUCCAGCUGGUGCCGGCCACCGACGGUCACUUCGCCUUCCUGAUCCCGAACCCGGCGUUCGCAUCUUCCAGCGGACAGAUUACAACCGGCCCGGUCAUCCCACUCUACGCCAACGCUAAUCUCCCGGUGGCCGUCAGUUCAGCGGCGGCUGCACCCCCCAACUCCAAACUGACAUCUCCCGUCCAGGGAAUGACUUCGGCUGCGUUCGGGCCCAACAUCCCCGGAGUUUCCCAGAACCAUAGCCUGCUCGGAGUGAGCACAGGUCCGGACAACUCCGAGUCAGUCUGGAGACCUUGGUGAAUCUGAAAGGACUUGUUUUUAAAAUAAAAAUUUUAAACUGGCCAGUUAAACCUGUUCCAUUGUUCGGGACACUUGUACUUAUCAUUAUAAGACACUUAUUUAUUUUGGGUGUAAAUAAUGUAUACUUUUUUGUUUCCAUGUAACUGAUUUUGAUUAUUUUACUGUUUUGGGGGGGAAUUCUUUUGAUAGAUUUUUGAACCUAUUAUAGGUGCCAUAUACCAAAGUCAUUUUUUUGUAAAUUU
This is a messenger RNA of Stegostoma tigrinum, 1396 nucleotides long. It is a transcript of the gene hes4, whose product is annotated as hairy-related 9. NCBI's taxonomy places the organism in Eukaryota, Metazoa, Chordata, Chondrichthyes, Orectolobiformes, Stegostomatidae. The record is from RefSeq and is a predicted model, not a curated record. The coding region runs from base 234 to 1154 and encodes 306 amino acids. The transcript has 4 exons. Gene Ontology annotation, biological process: regulation of neurogenesis; regulation of transcription by RNA polymerase II; anterior/posterior pattern specification. Gene Ontology annotation, molecular function: DNA-binding transcription factor activity, RNA polymerase II-specific; RNA polymerase II cis-regulatory region sequence-specific DNA binding; protein dimerization activity. Gene Ontology annotation, cellular component: nucleus.